AUGGCUGUUAAUAGUUCAGAUAUAUUCACUGCAAUUCUAUAUUCUAAUGGUCCAUCCUUUACAAUUAUCACGUCAAAGAAUGCCAAGCAGGCUCCAACAUCUCAAUCUCAAUCCCAUACUUUAGAUAAAUCAGAAAAAAUCGUAGAAAUUCAACAUCAUCCCCAUAUUAGUAAUAUUUUAUUAAUUAUGCUUGAAGGAAAAAUACUUACGUUUAACAUAGCGACCAAAUCUGGCCGAAAUCUUGUAAUCGAUGAAUCAUCCCAAUCAUCUUUCCAUAAACUGCUUCCUUCUUUAACAAAUGACAACGAAAUUACAGUUUAUGGUCAAGACUCGUCACUCAGUAUCUAUAUCUGUAACGAAGACUACAUUUUUACAAAAUCAGGAACAAUAAAAUUGAAAAGAGAGCUGUUUGACUUAAAAUCGAAGUAUUUACCACUAUCCGCUGCAUGUAACCGUGCACUUCCCGAGCGAUACAUCGCGUUCUCUCCAUCAAAUGGCUUAGUUAUGUUUGCCAUAAAAGAUGAUAUACCUUACGUCAUCGCGCAGUCUCAAAUUAUACCACAGAUACCAACCUGUUACGAUUUCUACGACGGAAUCCUUGCUUUCGGCACUCCAACCGGAAAGAUAAUUUUCGCAGACGUUUCAGAAGGGAAAUACACACAGAACUACCUUGCAUCCAGCACAUCCAUUGAAAAGAUCAAGUUCCUUACCAAAGAUGUCCUUCUGUGGUACUCAAAAACCGAGUGUGGAUCAAUAAAUCUUCCCAAGCGCCAAGUUAUUCCAAUCCACACUCGCCUUGGCCCUGCCACAGACCUAAUAUGUUCAGAGGAGCUCGGCGUUUUCGUCCACGGCAAAUACGACCUUG
This is a messenger RNA of Trichomonas vaginalis G3, 865 nucleotides long. Its product is annotated as WD repeat-containing protein 11 family. Lineage: Eukaryota; Parabasalia; Trichomonadida; Trichomonadidae. The annotation marks the transcript as partial. Gene Ontology annotation, molecular function: protein binding. The transcript has a single exon. The record is from RefSeq and is a predicted model, not a curated record.